This is a messenger RNA of Lampris incognitus (smalleye Pacific opah), 4447 nucleotides long. RefSeq lists its product as uncharacterized. The record is from RefSeq and is a predicted model, not a curated record. Lineage: Eukaryota; Metazoa; Chordata; Actinopteri; Lampriformes; Lampridae. The transcript is spliced from 6 exons. Gene Ontology annotation, molecular function: protein binding; RNA polymerase II cis-regulatory region sequence-specific DNA binding; DNA-binding transcription factor activity, RNA polymerase II-specific. The coding region runs from base 673 to 3681 and encodes 1002 amino acids. Gene Ontology annotation, biological process: regulation of transcription by RNA polymerase II.
CUUUUAAACGUUAUUACCGGGUUUGUAUCUUGGCGUGUGUAACGGAAGGGGAUGACGACCCCCCCCCCCGAUUUGACAUAGACGCCGCACGAUGCGUGACCCUGGAGUAACGCACAAAACGCACAACCGCCAAGCAGAUUGGCAAACCUCGGUGUGUGUGUGCGCAGGGACGUCGUUCCGGUGAUGACUCGCCAAGCAGCGUCCCGGGGCCAUCAUUAAGACGCCGCCGCCGCUACGGCGAACGCGCUGGCCGGCGGGGGUUUCGGUUUUUGCGAUUGCGUAAAGCGCCGCGCGGCUUGCCGCCCCCCCCCCUCCCCGGUGCCUCUCGUUGCGGCUUUUUUUGCGUCACAAAUAAGACAAAGUUGUGUCGCCGCGCGUCCGCGUGGAGUUUAUGUCGGGACGGUGGACAACUUUUUCUUUUUUCUUUUUUUUUCUGGGCUUUGGCAGCACCCCGCCGUGACGCACAAGAGGUGGCUCAGCUGGGGUUAAAAAAAAAAGAGAAAAGGAAGAUCUGAGGGUUUGUUUGUUUUUUUUUUCUUCCUCCCCCAACCCGGGGACAAAACAGGGGGGGGGGAGGCUUUGCUGACGUGAGAACCGUGUAGGAGUUGCGUACGGCGGAUCAACGAGCCUGUAACGUCACAAAACAAAAUAAAACACCAAAAAAAAACAAAAAUGGCCGGCGAUUGCACCUUUAACGCGCGUUACGGGGACGCGGACACGUUUUGUGCAUCCGAGAUUUCGUCGUCGUCGUCGUCGUCGUCGUCGUGGUCGGGCGGCGGGGCCGGGGGAGCGGCGGCGGCGGCGGCGGGGGGGGAGACGCAUCCGCUGGGUGACUCGGAAGGGCGUAGGCCGCCGGCGGGCUCGCCCCACUUCGAGGUGAUCGACGGGCUGCUGUACCGAAAGAAGCUGGAGCGGGGCUUCAUCAACUACCGCGAGGUGCUGGAGGAGGGCCGGAGGCACGAGGCGAUCUCCGCCUUCCACCGGAGGCGGCCCGGCAACCGCCACCUCUCCCUGGAGGACACCUACAAGUGCGUGGCGGAGAACUACUGGUGGGAAGGGAUGUAUUUCCAGAUCCGAGACUAUGUCCUGGCCUGUCCAGAGUGCCUUGAGCAGCGCAGGAAGAGGACAGAGGAUUGGGGUGCCAGCCAUCAUGUGUCGAAGACGGUGACGUCACAUGGGGAUGACGUCCUCGGUAAGCUUCGGAGUCAGCGGGAGGCGGGGCUUUUCUGCGACAUCACGUUGCGAACAGACGGACGGUCGUUCUCGGCCCACCGAGCCGUGCUGGCGGCCGUCAGCGAGUACUUUCAGGAAAUCUUCACAGCCAUGGACUCCAGCGCGAAUACAGACGUGGACCUCACCGGUUUUAGUGAGGAGAGCCUCAUGUCUCUCUUGGAUUUCUCUUACUCCUCCACCUUGUGUGUACGCUGGGAGGACCUGUCUGAAGUCAGCACCAUGGCCCGCCACCUAGGCAUGUGGCCCGCUGUGGAGGCCUGCUCCGCCCUGCUGAGGGAGCAGGAGCAGCCCGAUGGGGGCUUUGCAAUAGCCGGCUCCAGGUCUCGCCUCCACCACCAACAGAAGGAGCACAAGAGGAAAAGGGUCUCUGCGGGAGAGGACAAGGUGAAUGACUGCUUCAGUCUAACUCUGGACGUAUCGAACAGCUCUUUGCCCGAGAGCCCAAGACGCACUCCCCGACGGCUGCCCAGGCUGCAGGCGCAGGGCCACAACGGCCUUUGCCACAGUCCCACGCACAGGAUGAAACUCAUGGACUUCAAAUCCCCCUCUUCAAAGAGGGCCGCAGUCUCUCACAACUCCGUAUCCGCCCCACAGUCUCGGAGGUGCCCCCACUCACCUCCCUCACACACCCGCCUUCUCCGCUCCACUCCCGGGGCGGCUGAGAAGGUUCAGAAAUUGCUGCCCAGGCCACAGAGCCCUCGGCGGAACAGGAAAACUCACCCUCUCUCCUCACCUUCCUCUACCUCCAGGCCGAGGGCUGGUGCUGUGGUAAGCCCAGUAAGGGUAAAGCAGGAAGCAGAGGAGCUGGGUGAGGAUGAGGAGGAUUACGCACGGGCGCAGGAGAAGUACAGGCUCAUGAACGUCCUCGGCCUACAGAGGACGGCCCUGCUCCCCAGACCGGAGGAUCUGAUUGGCUGGAGGCAGAAAAAGCGCCUGCGGAAGCUGAAGGCGAAUAACUACUCACUGACAAAAAGGAGGAAACCCCGCCCCCCGGCCACUGGACUGAUAUUUGGGGAUCUGCCUCUGUCACUGCCCCUCUGUAACCCCAUUAACACUUGCAUCCUCAACAAGGUCAUCAAGGCCGAACCUGAGGAUCUGCUCAGCGUGAAGGAGAUGAAGCCAAAGCGGCCGAGACCCACCCCACAACGUGUACCCCCCAGUGACAGAAGUAUGCGAAGCAAAGAAAAGAUAUUGCAGUGUUUGUCCAGGCCGGAAUUUGAGGGAAGGAAACUGAGACGCUCUGUGAGGAUGGGUAACGGUACCCCACUCUCUGCCCAGCCAUCACCUCGCCACGCCAGGGCCAAACCUUUGGCACAGAGCGCAGUCAGGAUCAAAGCAGAACCAGGUGAAUACUCCAUUUCAGGAUCCCACCAGCCAUCAAACAGCCAUCAUAGCCACACACAGCCUCGCGAGCCCUCAAGUCAGCUAAGGACCCCAGCCCGGAAGAAGGUGACCAUGGAGACGGUCAGAACACUGCGCUACAACAGCGGUCGACCGUUGACGAAGGCCAAACUUAAGCGGAGUGCUGCGAGGGAGGCGAAGAAGGCACAGGUUAAGUCUAGAGGGGAGGAGACGAAGGUGGGGAGACAGAAACCGAGGCCAGCCAUGGACACCAGCUCCCGAACUCAGGAUAACAAAUCAAGCGGUCUAACCGACUCUGGACCUUUGCCAUCCAUCUACAGCCAUCCUUUAUAUAAGGUCAUCAAAGAGGAACCAGCAGAUCCCUUGCCUGUGACUGUACCCUUUCCAGACCCACCCUCCCCGGACUUAGGCAAACGCCAGAGCAAACCGCCCAUCAAGCUUCUUGACCCAGGAUUCCUCUUCAGCUUCUGUCGGCCCGCAGGGGGGCCCAUGUUGGGGGUGAAGAGGGAGGAGGAGACGGUGGAUAUUUGCCUGACUCGCUCCGUUUCGCAGGAAACGAGGCAGUUUGGUGCCGAGGAGCCCCAGCGAAGGUUGCUGAGGUCCAGGGGAGGUCCACCAGCCCUGCAGCAGGUGAAGAAGGAAAGGAAGGAAAGGAGUGUGAGUCAAAGUAGGGUCCAGAGACCGAGACCCGACUCCUUACGUAAUGGCAUUCGUCAUCUGGGCAAACCUACUGGGUCAAAGGUCAAACAGGACAUACCAAAGACGCAAGGUAAACCCCCCCCUCAGAGUAGCAGAGGGUGUGUCUUGUUGGAAUCCAUCCGUCGGGCGAGGCUGAAGCAGCUCAGGGGUCCUCGCAGUCAGGCCCCCAAGGCCCUGAAGGCGGCCCAUGCCUGCCCGCAAUGCCAUAGCUCCCACAGGGACUGCGAUGCCCUCAUCAUGCACCGCCUCAGGCACAUCGAGGGCAAGCACUGGCCAUGCCCGCUUUGCAGUAAGACCUUCUUUCUGCUGAGGAAUGUGCGGAACCACAUCCGUACCCACGAGCCGAAGCUCUACAAGUGCCGCAGCUGUAUCGCCGCUGCCUCUUGAGGCGCGCCCGUUGGCUGAACAGGGCCGAGGUGGGUGGGAGCUGCAGCCCGCGCGGCCGAGCCGAAGCGGGCGGAAUUGCUGACGAUGUGCACUGAGAACGGAUGACCCGCCCGCCAGCCGGAGUGGAGCUGCUAGGAAAGGAAGCGGGACUUCAGGAAGAGCGGCGCGUCGCGGAGACGACGCGCUCGCGUCUCUGCUGUGACUUUACAAAGGCCUUAGUCGGCCGCUGUCCGUAGACUGAGACGACGGCGAUAGCUCAGGUUGGUUAUCAACACUGACUUUUGCCAGGGGGGGGGGGGGGGGGGCGGCGCCCCCGGUGGCUCGCCCGGUGGAGCCCGCACCACAUUAGGCUGAAUUCUUACCGCAGCGGCCCGGGUGGGAAUCUGGCUCGGGGCCCUUUGCUGCAUGUCAUCCCCUCUCUCUCCCCUCCACUUCCUGUCUCUCUCUCUCUCUCUCUACUAUCCAAUAACGGUGGAAAAUGCCAAAAAAAGAAAAAAAGAACAGUUGACUCUUGCCAAACGGGGGCGUAUCUCAACAGACGUGUUGUCUUCGGCAGCCUGAGAGCUUGUCACGGCUGACUGGACGGUCCGUCCGUACAUACGAGGCGUCCGUCACGUGCACGCCGCUCGGGGCUCCUCUAAAAGACCUAAUUACUCCGAUUCCAAUCACCGAGGCCUCGGCGAGCGCUAGUGUUAUUUUUAAACAACCAAACUGAAGUCCCUGUUUGCGUUUUUAGUAGCUGCAGGGGUUAAACUUGAACCUUACA